Messenger RNA from Scaptodrosophila lebanonensis, 838 nucleotides. RefSeq lists its product as uncharacterized. Bases 30 to 353 code for a protein of 107 amino acids. The transcript is spliced from 2 exons. The record is from RefSeq and is a predicted model, not a curated record. NCBI's taxonomy places the organism in Eukaryota, Metazoa, Arthropoda, Insecta, Diptera, Drosophilidae.
GUGUCAUCCAAACACACACACAUACAUGCAUGUAUGUACAUACUCAGUAUAUGCAGGCAGACAGUGAGCCAAUCAAUCAAUCAAGCGCAAAGCCAGUCAUCAAUCAAAACGUAAAGCGGCUGUCACAAAUUGGAGCCGAUGCUCAGGUGAAAGCCAACAACAACGACAAAGCCUAUUUUCUCAUAAUUAAAUCCGACCAUAACGUCAGCAACAACAUCAGCAACAACAUCAACAACAACAUCAACGCCAACGCACAGUUUGCCGGCAGAUGCGAUAAAAAAAACAUAGCAUGUGCACUCUAUAUAAACGAUACAGAUCGGUUAGUGUUACUUAGUCAGUCGGCGAGUGAGUGAGCUAGUCAGCGCCGAUCUGAUUGCCGCCUAUCUGCCUGCCAGGAACUAAACACUGGCCCAUGAACCCAGCCCAAGUGCCGACAGAGAGCGAGACGCUGUGCCUUCGUCAUUGUCAUCGGCAUCGUCAUCGGCAUCGUCAUCAUUAUCGCCAUCUUCAUCAACAGUUGGUCAAAUAAGUGAAAGUGAAUUUGUUUAUAUACAUACAUAUAUGUAUAUAUAUACACACACACAUUCAUAAACGUAGUCGUGCAUAUUACCAAAGCGAAAGAGACGCGUGCGUAACACCAUAAAGGCAGUUAGCGCGCCCCGAACUUUAAAUCGAUCCAUAUACACAAAUUACAAACAAUAACAAAAUACUGUGCGAAUGUUUAGUGCAAACAAUAACCAACAACAACAACAGCAACAAUAACAACAACAGAAAUGUUUAUCAGACUGCGGCAAAUAAUAAUAAAAUCGUGUGAAAUUUUCUACCAAUGAAAAUUUAU